AUGCCGCCAGGAGGUGUUACUGGGUUUCCGCUAGCAGCACGAGUGCCACAAGCAGGAGUACCACCAGGAACGAUAUCACCAGUUGGUGUACCACAAACUGGAGUACCGCCACCUGGGAUACAGCCAGCAGCUGUUAUCCCACCCAGUAUUCCACCAGUAGGAUCCCCCCCAGGGAGACUACCUCCAGUUGGACCAUCAUUAGUUUUACCUACUGCUCCAGUGGCCUUGCCAGGGGGACAAGAACCCGGAAAUGAGGCUCUGAGUAAAAGGCCCCUGCACCCGAAUCCAGUAGUUCCUUCUCUUGUACCCGUCGAAGAUGAGAAGCUGGACCUUGUGUUCUUGCUUGAUGGAUCGACCUCUAUCACAAAUGCCGGUUUUCAGGAUGCUAAGCUGUUCAUCAAAAAACUGUACAGCAAUUUUCCUAUUGGGGAAUAUUCAACUCAUGUUGGUCUUGUUGUCUUUGGUGAAGAAUCGAAAACAAUUUUCGACUUAAUCGAAUACACCGACAAACAAACGCUUGAUAUGAAGCUUCCUUCACUUCUGAAAUAUGAUUCUUCCGGGAACUUUCUGGGUAGGGGACUGCAAACUGUUAAGAAAAAUGUUUAUGACGUUAGUGCACGACCGGGAGGACAUCAAGUACUUGUGAUCAUCGCGGCAGGAAGCUCACAGGAUGAUGUGAAAGCACCUUCGCGCGACUUGAGAGACGAGGGUGUCAGGAUUUUCUGCGUAGGAAUUGGUAAUAACGUAGAUGUUAAUCAACUUCAAAAUGUUGUAACAGCUCCUGAAAGGGAACAUUUAGCUACGGUGAGUUCAGAUAAGCUGGAUACACUGCUGGGACCUGUGGUGCAGAAUAUCAGAAAAGAUAUCACAGAAACUGUGGUUCCAUUAAGACUUGCUGAUUUUGAUAGUGAAGUAGAAGAUGAAAGAGGAAAAAUUAUAAAUGAUGAGGGAAAGAGUCAAGGCCAGAUUUCGGCAGUAAAUUGUUUGAAUGCAAGGGUUUUAGGGGUGAUCUUUGGAGUAUUGUGA
Molecule: messenger RNA, 1026 nt
Organism: Pocillopora damicornis (cauliflower coral)
Lineage: Eukaryota; Metazoa; Cnidaria; Anthozoa; Scleractinia; Pocilloporidae
Product: collagen alpha-3(VI) chain-like
Source: RefSeq, a predicted model, not a curated record